UCUCACUGCGAUCGUUUAAAGCUGCAGAGAUGUCGGUCGCGUCUAUCCAGUGCCUGAUGUUUGGUUCUGUUCUCCUGGUUCUGGUGUGUGCCGAGGUUCUGAGUGCUGAUCCAGCGCUCCUACCCAACCCUCUCCGCUCCCACGGGCCAGUUCUGGAUGUUCCCGUAGGCUUUGAGGAACACGAUGAGGUCUCGAGGGAACGCAGGCCUGGCUUCAUGGAGAGUUCUCAGGAGAGCUCUGGGUUCUUUAGUGAAGACAGCGAGGACGGCAAGAACGCUCAUAUCGAGACCAAAGACACCAGCGUUGACCUAAGUGCCAUGAAUGAGCGCUGUCUGAUGCCCAAGAAGGUGGGACCUUGUCGUGGGGCACUCCCUCGCUGGCACUUUAACCCCGUCACUAAGAAGUGCGAAAACUUCAUAUUUGGGGGCUGCAGAGAAAAUCGCAAUAACUUCCUGUCGCUGGAGGAGUGUGCCAAAGCUUGCCACACAGUCCCUGAUUACAGCCCUUCGUCCCCAGAACCACCAUCUUUGCCACUUUCUCUGAGCCAAAAGCCCACUGAGACGAAUUUCUCUUCCUCAUUGUUCGUCCCCACGACUGAGUCCAUUGACCCGGAGCAGUGGGAGAGUGAUUCAGAAUCGAGCGGCUUCCCUCUCCACCCCUCCUCCGGGCCGUCAAUCGCAGGUGCAGAAGACCACGCCCACUCCACAGCCACGCCCCCCGUCCUCCGACUCGCCCGUCAGAACCAGCCAGAGGCCACAGCUGGGCCUGACAGGCGCCUGACGUCCGACGACCCGUUUGAUGACGAGAGGGGCCGUGCGGUAACACAAGCACCCACGGCUCCUGAAAUCGGGCCCCUGCCGAGCCGGGAGCCCCUGCAGCCGGACAAACCGCACCAGGAUGAUUCUGAGGAAGAUGAGGACGAGGAAGAGGUAGUGGUUUUUCCCACCGAACCAGAUGAGGAGGAAGGGGACGAAUGGCGGUACCUCACGCCGCUCACAACCAGACCCUCGUCCUCUCCCGCUUCAGAUCUGCCGCCCGUGGUCUUCACCGAAACCGCCUGGCAGGGGGCGCCGCUCACCACACCCGAGGAUGAGGAGGGGGCGGAGCUUCGACACGGCGGGACCGAAUAUCUCGCCGAAACGGAGCUGCACGACUCAGAGCUGUCCCAGGAGGCCGAGCAGGUGAUUUGUGUCGACUGGAGCAACCUUGCAGGAAAGGGCUACGUUAUACUCAACAUGACGGACAACUUUGACUGCGAUGAGUUUCGUACGGAGAGCGGCGACAGACUCCUGGAGAUGCUGGAAAACACUUUCUCCAGAAAGAUGAACAUCCCAGAAGGCUCCUGGCUCAUUUUCCUCAGCAAACCCACACAGCAGGACCACCAGCUUCUGAUGGCCUUAGCCAGCGAGCAGGAAAUUAUCCCUCCAAAAGACGUCCUGUCAAUGUUAGGGGAAAUCACAAGAGGUCUAUAUGAGAUUGGAAUUCAGAAUUAUUCGACCGUGAACACGUGCCACCCGAGGCCCAGUCAGACACGUAGCGACUACGGAAAGCUGUUUGUGGUUCUAGUGAUCAUCGGAUCGGUUUGUGUGCUCAUUAUUGCUUCUGGAAUCAUCUAUAUCUGCUGGCAGCGUCGUUUACCCAAACUCAAAAACAUGUCGAGAGGCGAAGAGCUGAACUUUGUGGAGAACGGUUGCCAUGACAACCCCACACUGGACGUAACAAGCGACAGCCAAUCAGAGAUGCAGGAGAAGAAACACAGCGCCAAUGGGGUGACGGUGGGCGGGGACGACGGAAGCGGUUGGCAGGUGCUCGUCAAUAAGCCCGGGAAAAACGAGGAAGACAACCAAGAGGAAGACACACACCUUUACGCAAUUGCGAGUUAA
Messenger RNA from Sinocyclocheilus rhinocerous, 1883 nucleotides. Its product is annotated as podocalyxin-like protein 2. Gene Ontology annotation, molecular function: serine-type endopeptidase inhibitor activity. Gene Ontology annotation, biological process: leukocyte tethering or rolling. The record is from RefSeq and is a predicted model, not a curated record. Lineage: Eukaryota; Metazoa; Chordata; Actinopteri; Cypriniformes; Cyprinidae. The transcript has 9 exons. Bases 30 to 1883 code for a protein of 617 amino acids.